UACUUUUUUGUUUUGAUGGAAAAACAAAAGCGUCAACAUAAUUAAUUGAUUCUCUUUUUGUUUUCAUUGUGAUUGUUUGUGAUUUAUUUUGUUAAUUAUGAGCGAUUAUAGUGAAAUUAAUCGUGAGCCUCUUCGUUUAAAGGGAAUGCCUUUGAAGAAGAAAAAGAAAAAGAAAGAUAAAGAAUUGAAACAAUUGAAAACAUCCGAUUUGAUGGUUGAUGUGAAUAAAAGUAAUGCUACAAAUGAGAGUGACUCUGUUGUUGGAUCAAGUGGAAGGAGAAUUGAUGAGAUUCAAUUAACCAAAGCUGAAUUGUCUUUCUUAAAGAAGCAGGAGAAACUACAAAUGGAACGUGUUCUACAAAAAGCCGCUAAAUCACAUCGACAAUUGGUCGAAGAGUUUAACAAUAAAUUGGACAAUAUGUCGGAACAUUAUGAUAUCCCCAAGGUUUCAUGGACCAAAUAGAACAACUUUCAACAUAAUUUAUUCUUUUCUUUGCUAUUCUAUAUAUUCUAUCUAACACUUUUGUAUCAUCAUUCUCUGGAAAAUUGAUAACAGCGAAAUUCUGUUGAAAUUUAUCCCCAUGAUCAUGUUCUCAAGAAAAUGAAGAAAAAAGAAAUUUGUUGAAAAUUCUUUUCUCUUUUAUCCUCAUCCCUCAUCCUCUUUGUCUAUUUUAACCUUGCAUCCAUUUAUAUCUAUAUUUCUCAUUCUUCCUUACCUUGAGAUUUUAGUGCUAAUAGUUGUUCCAAAUUCAAUCAACAUCAGAUUCUCUUUAAUUUCAAAGAUAACCUACUGAAUGGAAUUGGUAAAAGAUAAACACAAUCUAAAUUUCGUUGGAGUGAAAAAAAAGCAAAAGACAUUUGGAUUGACAAAACCUAAUGGAAGUUGAUUGUAUCCACAAAUCAUGACAGAACUCAGUGUGUCUCAAACAUGAGGAUUAGUAACUUAAUCUUCCUCAAUUGUUGGAUUUUCCUCAUUGUAAUCUCCAGAAUAUAAACAACAAUUUGUAACUGAUGAAACUUCAAUCCAACUUAAUUGGAUUAAUUUCACUGGUUCACAUGGACAACACGAGUUAUCACAAUUACCCUGACCUAAAUUAACCUGAUUCUCAGCUGAUUGGACUUAAAUUAUCAAAAUGUUUAAUUCUUGCCGAGCUAACAUAAUCAACCAUAAAAUGAUAUUGGCUAAUUCAAAAUCAAUCCUAACAAUGAAAAAUGAUCAAUAGGAAUAACAAUUAACCUUCACCAAAAGAAAUCAAUUAACCUCGAGAUUUAGAAGCCACAAUGAUAAAAAAAAACGGAAAACUCAACCUACAACAAUCAACAAUUACGAUAUUCUUACAAUUUAAAAGCAAACCUCCUAAUCGUAUAUUAAGAUUCACAAUUGUAAUUACAAAUCUACUUGGAAAAGAAAACAAAUUGACCCUGUUGAUUAUAACAACAAAUUAAGGAGAAACAAUUAUUUUGCUGUAUAAUAAACCCAAUUAGUUAAUCAGUCUGGAUAAUGAAAUGAAGGUCAAUUUAGUCCAACACAAAAAUUAAACUCUAAAAGUUGAUCACUCAAUUAGAGUAAAAAAGGAAGCCACCAAUCAACGGGAAAAAUGUAAUUCUUUGGGUAAACCUUGUGCACAAUUGUUAAUUCAAUCAACAAAGAUUAAACUUACAACAAUCAAGUAAUCACAAUUUAAAGAUGAAACUUAUCAUUGCUCGAUUAUCGUCAACAAUUACUAAAUUUCGCCUCUUUUGAUUAUUGUUGUUCGAGGCUCUCCUCAAAAUCCAAUGGAUUGAAUAUACGAUUUGCUAUUAAUAGCAAAUAGAAUACAAAUUGUUAAUCAACAGUAAAACCUGUUAACUGAAUCAA
This is a messenger RNA of Panonychus citri (citrus red mite), 1858 nucleotides long. Its product is annotated as protein FAM32A-like. Lineage: Eukaryota; Metazoa; Arthropoda; Arachnida; Trombidiformes; Tetranychidae. The transcript has a single exon. The coding region runs from base 98 to 463 and encodes 121 amino acids. Gene Ontology annotation, cellular component: nucleolus. The record is from RefSeq and is a predicted model, not a curated record.